AUGGCAGCGCCGUUAGGCAUCUCACCGCCUUCUCAUGUGCUCUUUGCGGAUGACAUUAUGGUGUUCUUGCAAGGUAAACCUUCUCAUCUGCGGAACCUGCUAUCUUUUAUGGAUGAGUAUGCUCUGAAUUCUGGCCAGGUUAUAAAUAAAGCAAAGUCUCAUUUGUUCCUUGGGAAGCAUGCUUUGUUGAGACAAAACAUGAUUAGUCGGCUAUUGGGGAUUAACGUGGGUAAACUUCCGUUCAUUUAUCUUGGAGUUCCAAUUUUUACUGGCCAUCCGAAAUCUGAGCACCUUGCUUCUAUAGCGGACAAAGUGAGAUGUAAGCUAAGCUCAUGGAAGGGUAGGCAAUUAUCUCAAGCAGGUAGACUACAGCUUAUCUCCUCAGUGAUUCAUAGCAUUUUGACCUACAGUUUUCAUGUUUACGAAUGGUCCAAGUCACUGCUCAAGAAAGUUCAAAGAUGGAUCAGGAACUUCUUUUGGAAUGGGGACCCUCUCAAGGAUGGCUCUGCCCUUAUUGCUUGGAACACGUUUAUAAAUAUGGGUCUGCAACCAUACUCUUAUUAUAAAAAAUCUUCAGUUUGGCUAGGUCUUAAGAAACUAUGGCCAACGUUGCUGGAGGGGGUUCAAUGGCUAGUUGGUGAUGGUAAAAGCAUUAGAUUUUGGCGUGACAAUUGGUUGGGGGAGACCCUUGUUACUUCACUCAAUUAUGAUCAGGAGGUCCAUGAAUUAUUGAAUGACAAAGUGUCUUGCUUCAUUAAGAAUGGCCAGUGGAACUUACCGUCUAGCUUCUGUCGCACGUUGCCUGCUACAGCUCAGUCCAUCCGCUCAAUUGAGCUACCGGUAGAGCCUACCUCUGAUCAGGUUGUCUAG
Molecule: messenger RNA, 870 nt
Organism: Rosa rugosa (rugosa rose)
Lineage: Eukaryota; Viridiplantae; Streptophyta; Magnoliopsida; Rosales; Rosaceae
Exons: 2
Coding region: 1-870 (289 amino acids)
Source: RefSeq, a predicted model, not a curated record